Messenger RNA from Musa acuminata subsp. malaccensis (wild Malaysian banana), 3334 nucleotides. Its product is annotated as putative cytochrome c biosynthesis ccmC-like mitochondrial protein. Gene Ontology annotation, molecular function: heme transmembrane transporter activity; heme binding. Lineage: Eukaryota; Viridiplantae; Streptophyta; Magnoliopsida; Zingiberales; Musaceae. The record is from RefSeq and is a predicted model, not a curated record. Gene Ontology annotation, cellular component: membrane. Gene Ontology annotation, biological process: heme transport; cytochrome complex assembly.
GCCUCUAUUUAUGCCGGGCCACAGGAGGACUUAUGUCUUUGACUCCAAUGUAAGCUCAGAGGAACUAGGGAAUAAAAGAAUAUAAGAAAGAAUAGAACUCGCAUUCAUUCAUUUAGAUAUAAGAAAGAAAAGUCACCUAACUCAACAAUACCUCUCGGGGGGCGAGAAUGAUUCGAGCCGUAUGAGGAGAAAGGCCUCCUAUAGUUUAUGGGGGAGGAUUGAUUCUUUACAUCUAUACCAGUUUCUGGGGGAGCAUUGUUUCUUUACAUCUAUACCAAUGAGCCAUCUAUGGAAUGGUUUCAAUUGAUGUUCGAUCCCGAGGAUAAGGGGGAGAUCUUUGAAAAGUGGGUUUUGAUGAUCCGAUAAAGAAGAAAACGGAUUCAAACGUUCCCGCUAUUCUAUAUUUCCUUGAAAAGGGCGCUCAACCUACAGGAACAGUUUCUUACAUUUGUCAAAGUCAGUAUUAAUUUGAUUUCAAGAAAAACCAUUCAUAAAAUAUAGGGAUCUAAUAAUAAUCUCAAUAAAUCUUUGUAUUCUUCUUGACUAACUCUGAAGAAAGUCAAUUCACACCUUACUGAACUUAUAAUGUACACAAAUAGAAUGGAAUGGAAAAUGGAAUGGAAUAAGAACAGCUGCUCGAGUCGACAUCGAGACGUUACUAGCCCUAAAAGAGAUGAUAGUUGACACCUUGCCUUACUUAGUCCUUGCCUUACUUCUAAUUACAUUUUAUAGAAUUCUGUAACCUCACACCUUACUCUCUGAAAUUGAUUCGAGACUUGAUCCCAUCAGAAUCUAGUAACCACAGGAUGAUCCCAAUCUCCUUCUUUUAGUACAAUAAUUGGAGAAAGAAUGAAAACGAACCCUUGCCCGCUUUUAGAUAGAUUCAUAGUACUGUGACUUAUGGGCUAACAUUCAAUGGAUUGGAAAGAGGAGCACGCGAUGUUACUAUAAUGUAGUGUUUCAGGUGUGCCAUGAAUUCUGAUUUGGGAGUGAAUCUUCCCUUUCUUUAUUAGAUGCUAUUUCGACUUCUUCUUCCAGUGCAUCAAAUUGAGGGUCGACAGGUUACGCUGCUAGUCUACAACCGCCAGUGGUUCUACCUAAGGGAAUUGUUCAAUCUAAAUGCUACAGAGCGAGUGCUCUUCGUGUAGUGAUGGAGAUGGGAUGUCCUCCUUAAGAAGUUCUUCGACAUUAAGGUACUGUACUCUAUAGGGAGGCUGUCUAUCGCAAAUCCAAGGGUGGCGACCUUCGCACGCGCAAUUACUUAAAUAAGAGCUUGGAGUCAUCGCAACAAAAAGAGUGAUGACACUCGAAAAUGAGAAUACCAUUUGCAUUCUGGAUAAGGAGUGGAGGGCCUAUUGGGCGGAAAUCCAAAAUAACCUCGAGCAGGCUCUGUCUCAAGACGAGUAUAAAUGAUGACUCUAGUUCUGGAAUCGGUAUCUCCUGAUCAGAGCGCAAUUCAUGCUCUUUUUCGAAAGACGCUUGAUGAGCAUCUGUACUUGUUGUAAAUGCCCCACCUGAUGAUGCCGUUCUUUGACGAGACGCGUGCUCGAUGAGGAACUCCCGCUCCGCCGCUAGGACAGGGAGGAAAUCCGUCUAUUGACUCAAAUGUUCGCGAUCAACUUAUUACUCAGCUCUUUGGAUCUAAAUCCAAUUCUAGGGCAUAUUGAUCAUAAGGAUUACGGUUUCUUAGGAAUUAUGCCGUCGAUUUCUAUUAUCUCCGUGAUAGACUAAACUCCGCCCUGCCCUGUUACACAUUUUCCAUUCUUUUGGUUACUUUACUCAUUCUUGUACUAACUCCUCCAUAUGCGGGGUUUUCUUACUGGGGUGUAUUGGUAAGCCAGCAACCAGUAAUGUAGGCGCCACAACUCCAAGUUCUUAUCUAGUAAGAAAGAGUGUUCUGACUGAUGAGCGAGUGAGUCUGACAACAGCCCGUAAUUUGGAAUAUCUCUGCGGAAACUCUACUCUACAUUUGGAAUAUCUCCGCUUUGUAAACCCUUUAGGAGAAUUCCAGUGGAUUAUGCUAUGCUAUGGAAAGCAUGCGAAACGAAAUCCUUUGAUUGCUUAUUAUGGAUAGUCAGUCUUUCUUGUUCCACUAGCAAGGCAAGGACUAAAUGAUCACAUGUCAGUUUCGUUAUUACAACCUUCUUUUUGUAUGGCAAAGACAAAAAGCUACGCGCAAAUUCUCAUUGGAUCUCGCUUGUUCUUAACUGCGAUGGCUAUUCAUUUAAGUCUUCGGGUAGCACCACCAGAUCUUCAACAAGGUGGAAAUUCUCGUAUUCUGUAUGUACAUGUUCCUGUGGCUCGGAUGAGUAUAGUGACUUAUAUCGCUACGGCUAUAAACAGUUCCUUAUUUCUAUUAACAAAACAUCCCUUUUUUCUUCGCUCUUCCGGAAUCGGUACUGAAAUUGGUGCUUUUUACACUUUUUUGACCUUAGUGACUGGGGGGUUUCGGGGAAGGCCUAUGUGGGGCACCUUUCGGGUAUGGGAUGCUCGUUUCACUUCUGUAUUCAUCUUGUUCCUUAUUUACCUGGGUGCACUGCGUUUUCAAAAGCUUCCUGUCGAACCGGCUCCUAUUUCAAUCCGUGCUGGACCGAUCGAUAUACCAAUAAUCAAGUCUCCUGUAAACUGGUGGAAUACAUUGCAUCAACCUGGGAGCAUUAGCCUAUCUGGUACAUCAAUACAUGCUCCUAUGCCCAUUCCAAUCUUGUCUAACUUUGCUAACUUCCCCUUCUCCACCCGUAUACUAUUCGUUCUGGAAACACGUCUUCCUAUUCCAUCUUUUCCCGAAUCCCCUUUCACAGAAGAAAUAGAAGCUCGAGAAGUAAUACAAACUAACAAAAACCUAGUUCACUCGCUGUUGCAUCCAUGGCUCUGAAUGGUAAAAGCGCCCAACAAGGAGAAAUGGGCUAAUUCGUAGGUUCGAUUCCUACUGGAUGCGCCGCCUCUGAAAGAAAUAAGUACGUCCAUCCCUUAUACGUAAAGCAGUAAAGCAGGAUACAUUUCCAGGAAGUAAGUACGUCCAUCCCUUAUACGUAAAGCAGUAAAGCAGGAUACAUUUCAUCGUCGUUUAACAUAGGGUUAACUCAUCAAAUGAGAAAUCCAUGACUCUUCAAGAUUCAAUCCAUUCUGAAGCGUUAACGUAUUGCCUGUUUUCGUAUCGGCUAAUGUAAGCUGUGAAGCAAAGCGACUCUAUCUCCGUUAUUUGUUGAUGUGCCUAUUGCUCUGAAGUCUAUCGUCCUGGGCUGGGCGCAGGGAAAUCAUCUCUCUUCUAGAACUGUGUUACCAUAAGAGGUAUUAAAGCAAACAAGCAACGCAAGUGGUAGAGAACAAGCAA